This is a messenger RNA of Didymosphaeria variabile, 876 nucleotides long. RefSeq lists its product as uncharacterized. The record is from RefSeq and is a predicted model, not a curated record. The transcript has 2 exons. The coding region runs from base 1 to 876 and encodes 291 amino acids. Lineage: Eukaryota; Fungi; Ascomycota; Dothideomycetes; Pleosporales; Didymosphaeriaceae.
AUGCCUUUCAACCCCGAUCUGACCUCAAUGUUGAGCGACCCCUUGGGCAACUCCAACCCCGAAGACUCUUCAUGCUCCUUCCUCAACACGCCGAUCAUCCGCACAGCAUCGCAUUGCGGCCACAUACUCCAUCCAUCCACCACCCAAGGCUACGGUCUCUGCCCUGCCUGCCACACAGACCAACAGCUCGCACAGCUCCACACAACAGCCAAAUACCUCAACAGCAAGGAGAAACCAGAUCCGCUAGCCGAAGUGUACCUACGCAAUGCAAAUCGCUCAUGUGCGCUGCGAGCGUAUUACGCAGAGCGACUCGCAUUUCAACACCACAUGUCAAGCCUCGAGAUCUUGCUAGAGGAAGAGACGAAGUGGGAAAGAGAGCACCCCACAGCACUCAAAGGUCUUGCAAAUAACAGUGCGAGAGAAGCGUUGAGGAUGGCAUUGGAGAGGACGCCGUUCCUUGAUUGGCAUGCUUCUGAUGACGAUGCACCGAAAUGCACUGGUACGCGGGUGGAACCGAAGAAGAGUGCUAGGUUUGCGGAUGGUGUUGCUGAGCGGCUAAUUCGACAUAAACACUGCUUUGCUAGAUCGCACUGGCGGUAUAUGCCUGGGAGGUGGUGUGCGCCUGAGGGGAAGCCGUGGGUGGAUACGUCGUUUUGGCGGGAGGCGAGGUACGGGAUGCCAGAGUGCGAUCGUGAACUUGACGAAGCGUGGGAAGGUGUUGAGGAAGAGGGGUGCGACGAAGCGUGGGAAGGUGUUGAGGAAGAGGGGUGCGACGAUGACGACCUGCGAUUGCGAGAGAUUGAGGAAGAAGGUAGGCUGGUGCUGGCUUGGCUGGAGAUGGUAGAGCGUAAGGGACGGUCUGAAGGCAGAUACUGA